Messenger RNA from Hippoglossus stenolepis (Pacific halibut), 2209 nucleotides. Its product is annotated as neoverrucotoxin subunit alpha. The record is from RefSeq and is a predicted model, not a curated record. NCBI's taxonomy places the organism in Eukaryota, Metazoa, Chordata, Actinopteri, Pleuronectiformes, Pleuronectidae. The transcript has 4 exons. Gene Ontology annotation, molecular function: protein binding. Bases 252 to 1772 code for a protein of 506 amino acids.
GAGACAGAGACAGAGACAGAGACAGAGAGAGACAGAGAGAGCGAGACAGACAGAGGACGACAGAGACAGAGACAGAGAGAGAGAAAGAGACUCAUCAGGAGACAUCUCCAGUGGACAGUUUGACCUCUGCCGUCUGGACCAAACUUUAUUCCUCGUCUGAUUAUAAAGAUGAAGAAAUCUGCAGUGGUUAAUUAAAGAGAACGACGAAGUAAAAAGCUUUGAAACAGGUUUGACAGAACAAGAAGCUGAAGAUGAGUCACGAGGAGGAAACUGUUCCGGACGAAUCUGAAACAAGAGACGAGGAAUCAAAAGAAAACCGUGAAGUCAAAGACGUGAAGGUGAAACUUCAGCUGGAGAAGAAGACGAUCAGCCCGCUGACGCUCCUCAGAGACGACCUCAGCCAGUUUAAAGACGAAGUGCUGAAGGUGUUAAAGGACACGAGGGCGGAGCAUGAGGCCCGUCCGUCCAAUCAGACGGGAAAUAAAGUGAGUAGCAGCACGCUCAGUCUCCUCAGAGACGACCUGAGCCAGUUUAAAGAGGACGUGAGCAGCAUCUUCGGCGUCAACUCAUCCAAAGACAAAGACGUGAAAUCUGCAGAUCCUAAAAGCAGUCAGGCAGCGGAGAGGAGCAUCAACCCUCUGAGCCUCAUCAAAGAGGACAUCUCUAAUGUCUUCAGACUCGCUCUGUCCAAGGACAAAGACAACAGAGACCUCAAGGCCCAGGAAGACAAAAUAAAAGUCCUCAGAGCUGAGAGAACCGAAGACCCCUUUAUGAGGCUGUUCAGAAGAGACCAAACUCUGAGGAGCUGUGAAAGAGCAGAGGACGGACAGGAAGAUAAAAAGACGACUUCGGAAAAGAACGAGAAACAAACAGACGAUGGUUUCACAGGACAACUCUCAGACAGCGAAGACAAGAUCAACACCAUGGAAGACCAAUCAGAGGAGAGCGAUGUGGACGAUGAGUCUGAGGGGAAACCGACGACACGUCAAACUGAGGAGACGAGAUCACAGACAGUCUGUUUAUCUGCAGCCGAUCAGAGAUGUGACCACGACUCUGUGGAUUCAGAGGAAGACGAGAACAAAGAAGAAAAAGGUUCCGAGACUCUUCACUGGGAGAAUCUGAUCUCUGAGCUCAGCCUCAUCAGUCUGAGAGAAGACAAAGACGACGACAGGAGAGACGAGCCGGGAGAAGAACUGUGGUCUGUGAAAAACUUCGCCAUUUAUUUGACCAUGGACCCGAGCACUGCCAACUCAGAGCUGCUCCUGUCCGACCACAACAGGAAGGCGACUCGCGUGUGGUCGGACAAUCGCUACUUGGAAAACAUGGACCGGUUUGAGUGCUGCCCUCAGGUCCUGUGCAGGGAGGCGCUGCUGGAAUCGGUGUACUGGGAGGUGGAGUGGAGCGGCGGCGCCGACAUCGGCGUCACCUACAACAGCAUUUCCAGAGACGGAGACACGGCGAGCUGUCUGCUCGGACACAACGAGAGCUCCUGGAGUCUGGAGUGCUCGGAGGACCGCUACACGCCGUGUUACAACAACAAGAGAUUCAAGUCAUCCUCGCCUGAUCCCUUUACCCGCAGAGUCGGGGUUUACCUGGACUGGUCUGCAGGAUCUCUGUCCUUCUACUGCAUCUCACAGGACGCCAUGGUCCACCUCCACACCUUCACCUCCACCUUCACCCAGCCUCUGUACCCCGGCUUCUGGGUGUGGGCCUACGACGGCUCGGUGUCGCUGUGUCAGGUGGAGUUAAACUGGGAACGUCUGCUGCAGUGAAUCACUGUGACAGCAGUGCCACCAGAAUCCAUGGGGGGGCAGUGUAGCCAAUAGCUCAGACAAGACGACCAUUAGGCACAAAGAAGAAACUUCAACACUGGUGGAACUUUGUGAGAAUUGUUGAUAACCGUCGUUUAUUUGAUGAUUCUUCAGCUGGACACAGAGACGUUGUCACGACCUCCUCCUCCGUCGCCAUGUUUGUUGUUGUCUCUCCGCUCUGUGCUGCCCUCUGGUGGAUAUUUACAACCAUGUCAAUGGACAGGACCCGUUUGAAGUAUGUGGACGGUUCCAUCGUUUGAAACGUGCGUCUCUUUUUUAUACGUAAAGUUUAAAUAAAUGAUCCUUUAGACACUUCAGAAUCAAUCUGAUUGGUUGAUCUGGAGAAUCAGUUAAUUAAACCUCGUUAGAAUCAGUCUGAUAAAAACUGUUUGUUGUCA